This is a messenger RNA of Cyclocybe aegerita, 1413 nucleotides long. NCBI's taxonomy places the organism in Eukaryota, Fungi, Basidiomycota, Agaricomycetes, Agaricales, Hemipholiotaceae. The record is from the annotation of a GenBank genome assembly.
AUGUCGAACAAGAGACUCUCGCAAUCCGUCACGGGGAGCUGGAACGACGGAAGUAAUUUGCCCACCUCUAGCGUCACCGUCUCAGAGGACGAGAUGGAAAGCUGGCUGGCCACAUGGAAGACGGUCUUUGCAAGAGAUCUCAUUGACUCCCGAAUCGUGGCAGUAGACUCGGAAACGAGCGUGGAGGACGCAUGCGAACUCCUACUGUCCGAAGAUAUUGCCUGCCUCGCAGUCCGGACGCCAUCCUCCGAAUCCAGCAGCGGAAGUCCUUAUCACGGAUUAUUUGAUUAUGCUGAUGUCAACGCGUUCCUGACGUUGGCGGCAACAAGACACACCCUGCAACCUGAAGAUCUCCGUGAAAAGACGCGGGCGAAUGACAUUGUCACUGCGGCGAAGGCUGGACGCGUCCCAGUCCAUUUGGUCAGCAAUCUUUCAGAGAAGAAUCCCAUUGAGAUACUGUCACACAACUCCACUCUGAUUUCGUUGCUCGCUGUUUUUGCUCGAGGAGCCCACAGAACCUUCAUUCAAUCUGCCAAAUCACCUGAGGAAUUUAUCGGCAUUGUUUCUGAGCGUAGCCUUCUGGCGUGGUUCGAUGCUUACGCCCGAGAAACUCCGUCAUUCAAGAAGUAUUUGUCCCAACCAAUUCAAUUCCUAUCUCUCCCUUCCGUUAGCCUGAAUGCCGCUGUUGUUGCGGCUGGAUCAUCUGCUUCCGUACUGGAUGCCAUGAAGCUAAUGAGCGAGCAAGGAGUCAGCAGCGUCGCUGUGGUAGAAGAGAACAGCGGUACUCUUCUAAGUGCUGUCAGUGUGACAGACGUUGGAAAGAUCGUUGUCCCUUCUCAGAGCAACCAAAUCUUGGCAACUCCUUUACUCCAAUUUAUCGCCCAGAUUAAGGCGAGUAUUUUACCCGCUCGAGAAAUAGAUCCUACUGACCAUGCUCCAGGAAGCCGAUGGAUCUACAGAUGCCUUCUCUCCUUCACGAUAGAGAAGUUGUUGGCCACAAACGCACAUCGUGUCUUUGUAACCAAGGAUUCUGGGCAUGCAUCUCCUACACUAUCCCCUUCUUUUCAAACGAAUCUCACUGGAAUUAUAUCUAUUGUCGACAUCCUUGCGUUGUUUGCCCGAGUGGCGAAGAUUCCGAACGUCGAUCCAACGGUGAUGCAGCGUCAUCGAAGAGCAUCAUCAGCCUCUUCGUCACAGUCAUCUUUGGACAAAGAUUUCAUGCUUCGAUCGAGGUCGAACAGCCGAACUAGCGUUCAGCGCAGCCCAAACGUGGCUGCCUCAAGUCCUUCGGGGAUCGCCGUCCUGGAUAGUGUUCUGGGCUCGACGCCGAUACCUGUCUUGGAUCUUUCCCUGCAAAGAAGAGAGAGCACAAAGCGGAAGAGUGGACACAUGAAGAAGGAGAGUGUUGGGUGA